AUGGCCUGGUCAGCAACAGGAAGGAAAUACACUCUGCUGCUCCAGAUCGCAUCCAUUUCUGCUCUCGCUCUAUAUGGCUGUCCUCAAUUUGAUCACCAAAUUUACGCCGCCAAUACCGAGGUGACCAGCUUCAUCUCCAGUGGCAUCAUAUUAGGCGACAUUUUCGGAUCCGCAGUCAUCGCGCCUCUAUCCUGGUCGGUCGGUCGUCGGGUAUCAAUUUUGCUUUCGUGCUGGGUCGCCUUGAUUGGAAUCAUCAUCCAAACCGCCUCCGUGAACUCCACAAUGAUGAUUGUCGGGCGCACCAUUCUAGGUCUCGGAAACGGCGCUAUUUCAGCUGCUGUUCCUGUGUUUGUUCACGAAAGCUCGGUGGGAAGAAAUGCACGCAAUGCCCAUGACCGAACAACUCAAGUUAUGUGGAAUAUAGGAUUAUCCGUCGCUGCAAUCUCUGUGGUAGCCUGGCUUGGAUUGGGAGUUUACAAGAGCCCAUUCUACCACGGAUGGAGAGUAUUGUUGGCGUCUCAGGCUAUCUUUGUUUUGGUACCCAUUAUCAUUUUCCACGGUGUUCUCGAAAGUCCUCGUUGGCUAUAUGCAAAAGGCCGAAUCCAGGAAGGCGACGUGUCCCUGGAACGUCUUUGUGGGAAGUCCGUUUCGGAUCCUACAGUCAAGGCACAACGGGACGAGAUCCUGGCUGCCAUACGCUUGGAAGAGGCAGAUACCCGUAGGAUCACAGCGGCUUCCUUCUUUCGAAAAGACGAAACUGAGACCAAGGUUAUCAAACGCAUAUGGAUUUCUUGGUUGCUCCAGGUUGGAAAGCCUUUCUUCGGCGGAAAUCUGAUUACCUAUUAUGGCAAGUCUAUCAUAUCCACCUUACACUUUUCGGCAGACAUAACAGCGAUCGUAACGGCGGCCCUUAACUCGAUGGUUACCCUGGGUGUCAUUAUAAGUUUCUGGACAGUCCGAAGGUUCGGUCGGAAGCAUAUACUUCUCUUUGGCUCCCUUGUUCAGGUCUCUGCCAUCCUGGUUUUUACUGUCCUCGGCAACCUUCCCGAUCGCAUGACAACAAAUGCGACUCGCUGGGCUCAAAUUGCCAUGCUAUUCUGCGGGUUCCGGAUUGUCAUGGAUUUGGAUGGUAAUAUUGUGCUUACGCAUAUUCCUAUUCCUCCUGAGAUUCCCCCACAGGUGUAUUUGUAUGCCAUCGAGAUUGUUCCCACACGUUAUAGAGGCCAAGCAGGAGGAAUAGGUAAAGGGGAAUUGUCGGUCUUUUCCUCACCAGAUUUUCACGCGCUGUUUUCCGUGCCUGACCAGGUGGAUGUCGAUUCAGUUGUCUUCGUUUACAGUGGACCUAUCGCUAUUCAAAAUGUUGGAAUUAAGUUCUUCGUCUUGUUCAUCCUUGGCGGAUCGAUUGUCACAGUACUUGUCGCCAUAUUCGUCAAGGAGACCAAAGGCCUAACGCUAGAAGAAAUCGAUCUUCUAUGGACGUCUGAGGAAUACCGUAUCCGCAACAAGGAUGCCCAGUUUAUUGGGGACAAUACUAUCAGCAGUGACUCGGAACGCAAGUCCAUUGCUGGUAGUGAAGGUACAGGCUGCACAGCUGAAAAGGUAGUAUAA
Messenger RNA from Desarmillaria tabescens, 1608 nucleotides. RefSeq lists its product as uncharacterized. The coding region runs from base 1 to 1608 and encodes 535 amino acids. Gene Ontology annotation, biological process: transmembrane transport; carbohydrate transport. The transcript is spliced from 21 exons. Gene Ontology annotation, molecular function: carbohydrate:proton symporter activity. Gene Ontology annotation, cellular component: membrane. NCBI's taxonomy places the organism in Eukaryota, Fungi, Basidiomycota, Agaricomycetes, Agaricales, Physalacriaceae. The record is from RefSeq and is a predicted model, not a curated record.